Messenger RNA from Tuber aestivum (summer truffle), 1983 nucleotides. Lineage: Eukaryota; Fungi; Ascomycota; Pezizomycetes; Pezizales; Tuberaceae. The record is from the annotation of a GenBank genome assembly.
GCUCCCGGAAGGAAGGAAGGAAGGAAGGUUUUAAGUUUACAGUCAUUCGCGUUUACUCUGCCUUGUGCCUCGGAAUAGCUCUUCGAGGUGUCUUGAUUUGACCUCUUUACCUACUACUGUCGCUCGCUCUCCUCCUUCCUCCCUCCCACUCGCUCUCUCUCUUUCUUUCCGCUGCACCCGUCCUCCCGUCCCGUCUUGGACUUAUAGUUUCCCUCCCGCGCUUGCUAGGGAUACGAUAAAAGAGCGGGGAAUGAUAUUGAUGAUGAUAAACUUUCGGCCCAUCCUGGCCUUAUCGUUGGCGACAUUAGCGGUUGGGGCAUGGGCGCAUGAGAUUGACGUCAAGGAUAAAGGUAUGUUGAAAAAUCGCGCGCAGCGCACACACACAAAACACUCCGGCCCCGCAUCUGCGAUAAGGGCCGCCCUGCAUUAGGGAUGGGAGCGGGAACGAGAGCUGAUAACCGGGGUAUUCAUUUUUAUCUGGUGGUAUUAGGCUCGGUAUCCAGGGUCGCUGGAAAAGUCGCAUUUAAGAUGAUGCAGUUCUACCCCGGUAAUAAAACCGGCGGCAUUCCUGGACUGUUCGGGGAUCCUUAUUACUGGUGGGAAGCUGGUGCUGUGUUUGGUGUAUGUUUCCAUCUCACCUAUCCCUCCUACUCUAGCGUUGGCGAUAAUAACGAUCGUGUGGGAACGGUGAGGGGGGAAAAAGGCAUUAGUAGAUUACUGGGCCUACACCGGCGAUACUAGUUACAACCCUACCACUAGCGAAGCGAUCCUGCACCAAGUAGGCCCGGACAAGAACUUUAUGCCACCGAACCAAUCCCAGUCGCUCGGGAACGAUGACCAGUGCUUCUGGGCGUUGACCACCAUGUCCGCAGCGGAGAAGCGAUUCCCCAACCCGCCGAAUGAUUUACCGCAAUGGCUGUCGCUCUCCCAAGCCGUGUUCAACACCCAGGCCGCGCGGUGGGACAAGGACAGCUGUGGCGGUGGGCUGCGCUGGCAGAUCAUCCCGUUACAUAGCGGGUACGCCUACAAGAAUACCAUCUCCGCCGGGUGCUUUUUCCAGCUGGGCGCCAGGUUGGCCCGGUAUACCGGGAACGCGACGUACGCGGAGUGGGCCGAGAAGACGUUCGACUGGACAUAUAAUGUCGGAUUAGCGACCCCGCAGCACAGGUUUUUGGACGGGGCGAUGGCGCCGAAGAAUUGCUCGGAUAUAAAUCGCUUGCAAUGGUCAUAUAAUGCUGGGAUGUAUAUGGCUGGUGCGGCGUAUAUGUAUAACUUUGUUUGUCCCCCUCCCCCCCCUCCUCCAAUCCGUUGGAGCGCCGCGCUGACAAAGCUGUGAAAACUGGGAAAAAAAAGACCAACGGAUCUGGAAAAUGGAAAACCCGGAUUCAAGGAAUCCUCAACGGCACGUUACAGGACUUCUUCACUAGACCCCCAGUCGGUCCCGAAAAUAUCAUGUUCGAGGUGGCCUGCGAGCCGUACCUGACCUGCAAUGUGGACCAGCGCUCCUUCAAAGCUUACCUAUCCCGCUUCAUGGCCCUGACCGUCAAAAUGGCCCCCUUCACCAAAGAUACCAUCAUGUCGGUGCUGUACACCUCCGCCACCUCCGCCGCUAAGCAGUGCUCUUACGGCGAGGACAAGAACACCUGCGGACAAAAGUGGUACACGAAUGAGUGGGACAAACUCUGGGGCGUUGGGGAGCAGGUCUCUGCGCUGGAGGUCAUAUUGAGUACUCUUGUCGGGGGCCUCGACUCACCGGUUACCGAGGCCAAGGGCGGCACGAGUAAAGGUGACCCGGCCGCUGGAGGAGGGGGCAGGGGGAUAAGGUACACUGGGCAGAACGGCCAAGGGGGCGUGGAUGGGUGGGUCAAUUCCAAGGGAGAGUUCGUCCCUCAUACGCCGGGUAAGAAGGAUAGGAUCGGAUCCAUCGUCCUGACAGUGGCGACAGUAUUGGGUCUGCUUUGGAUGGCGUGGUGGAUGGUAUGA